AUGUCCCCGCGCUCAUCCUGGGCUUCCUUUCCUCCACUCUUGCCAGGGUCUCCCGUAUCCCCCAUUCGGGGCAGCCUGGCCGUCCUUCCCCACGCCAGGCUCCCCUCCCGAAAUCGAGUGGCCCUCAAUGAGGGGGCCAUUGCCCCUCCAUCACGCAGUCCCCGUCCCCCAUGGGCGUCCCCACCCACGGCUGCCUCGCUCCCUCCCCUACUCCGGGCCGGCCGUACCCCCUACGCCAAGAGGCUAACUCUGAGGGGAACCUUGCGCCCCUCUCCUCCUGCCGCCGCGCCCCGCACCGAUGCCUCCUCGUCUCCUUGUCCUGCCCUCGCGCGCUUCGCGCAGGAGGCCGACGCGGCGCGGGCGGAGCUGCAGAAGAAGGCCCAGGCGCUGCAGGAGGAGUGCGGCUACCUGCGGCGCCUCCACCAGGAAGAGGUGGGAGAGCUGCUCGGCCAGAUCCAGGGCUGCGGCGCCGCGCAGGCGCAGGCGCAAGCCGAGGCGCGCGACGCCCUCAAGUGCGACGUGACGUCGGCGCUGCGUGAGAUCCGCGCGCAGCUGGAAGGCCACGCGGUGCAGAGCACGCUGCAGUCCGAGGAGUGGUUUCGAGUGAGGCUGGACCGCCUGUCGGAAGCAGCCAAAGUGAACUCAGAUGCCAUGCGCUCAGCCCAGGAGGAAAUCAGUGAGUACCGGCGUCAGCUGCAGGCCAGGACCACAGAGCUGGAGACACUGAAAAGCACCAAAGAUUCCCUGGAGAGACAGCGCUCUGAGCUGGAGGACCGUCACCAGGCUGACAUUAUGUCCUACCAGGAGGAGGCCAAGUCCCCUGCGAAGGAGGAGGCCAAGUCCCCUGCGAAGGAGGAGGCCAAGUCCCCUGCAAAGGAGGAGGCCAAGUCCCCUGCAAAGGAGGAGGCCAAGUCCCCUGCAAAGGAGGAGGCCAAGUCCCCUGUGAAGGAGGAGGCCAAGUCCCCUGUGAAGGAGGAGGCCAAGUCCCCUGCAAAGGAGGAGGCCAAGUCUCCAGAGAAAGCCAAGUCCCCUGUGAAGGAAGAGGCCAAGUCCCCUGCGAAGGAGGAGGCCAAGGCUCCUGUGAAGGAGAUCCCCAAAAAGGAAGAGGUAAAGUCCCCUGUAAAGGAGGAGGUGAAAGUCAAAGAGCCCCCAAAGAAGGCAGAGGAAGACAAGACUCCAGCCGCACAAAAAACCGAGGGAAAGGACAGCAAGAAGGAUGAGAGUCCCAAAAAGGAGGCCUCAAAGCCCGUGGCUGAGGAAAAGAAGGAAGCUGCUGUGGAAAAGCCCCAAGAACCCAAAGUGGAAGCCAAGAAGGAAGAGGGUGGAGAUAAGAAAAAAGCAGCAACCCCCGAGAAGGAGGCUCCUGCCAAGGUGGAGGUGAAGGAAGAGGCGAAACCCAAAGAGAAGACAGAGGAGGCUAAAGCCAAAGAGCCCAGCAAACCUGCAGAGAAAGAGCCAGACAAGUCAAAGAAAGAAGAGACACCAGCAGCACCAGAAAAGAAAGAUACCAAAGAGGAGAAACCCAAAGCAGAGGCCAAGGGCAAGGAGGAUGACAAGAGUCUCCCUAAAGAGCCCAGCAAGGAGGCCCCUGCGCCCAGCAAACCCAAGACAGAAAAGGCUGAAAAAUCCUCCAGCACAGACCAAAAAGACAGCAAGCCCCCAGAGAAGGCCGCAGAGGACAAGGCCGCCAAGGGGGAGAAGUAAAGCGGGGAGAAAGAAAACAUCCAGAGCAGCCAAAGAAACUCAGGAGGGUCCCGGAGCUCAAGGGUCAGUGUAAUGAAUUUUCCUUUCCUUUUGUCCUCCCUUUUUCUUUCUGUAAGAGGAAACUGGCCAUGGGCCCUCCGUCACCAAAUAAGAAUUCCUUUUAGUAAUUGGUAGCAAGAGAGAGUACACUCAGCUCCAGUACACACUGGAGUGUACUCUUCAACCCUCCCAAGGCGAUGGACAAUUAUGUUAUGAUAGCUUCCGUAGCCGAAUGUGAUGUAUGCUGAAUGCCACACAUAAACACUGGACUUCAGAAACUGCCCCCUCCUUUCCAAUUAAGUGCAUUAAUUUCCUGUAUGUACCACUGACAGAUGACCGCAAUAACGAAUGAGCAGUUAGAAACGCAUAAUGCUUGAGAUGUCUUAACCUAUUCCCGAAUGCCUUCUGUUUUCCAAACGAGUGGUCAGGGC
This is a messenger RNA of Dipodomys ordii (Ord's kangaroo rat), 2174 nucleotides long. RefSeq names its product neurofilament, heavy polypeptide (gene Nefh). NCBI's taxonomy places the organism in Eukaryota, Metazoa, Chordata, Mammalia, Rodentia, Heteromyidae. Gene Ontology annotation, molecular function: structural constituent of postsynaptic intermediate filament cytoskeleton. Bases 1 to 1704 code for a protein of 567 amino acids. The record is from RefSeq and is a predicted model, not a curated record. The transcript is spliced from 4 exons. Gene Ontology annotation, cellular component: neurofilament; axon. Gene Ontology annotation, biological process: axon development.